AAAAUAUAAAAUAAUGAUCAACACGUCAACGUAAUCAAGGUAUCAAAAGUAUUUAUAUUGCCAACCAGUUGGAAUGAUCAUACAGUCUUCUGGUAAGCUCCGAAGGAAAGAUGAAACUCGCUUUGAUAAUUCCUAUCCUUUUCGUGCUCCUUCAAUUUUCGACAUGUCAAGAUAUUGAUAAUGACAAUGAAUCUAAUGACGACAUGCCUGGUCCUCAUAGAGUAGGAGGACGUAGACAUUGUCAUGGUCCUCCUCCUUUUGGUAAGAGACCACCUGGUCCACCACCUGAUGAAGAUUAUGAUGACAAUAACGACAAUCAAAACAGCACGUCGAAGAGAUCUGUUAAUCGUAGAAAUGCACCUGCUAUGAACGAAGACGAUAUGCAAGGUGGCAUGCAAGGUGGUAUGCAAGGUGGUAUGCAAGGUGGUAUGCAAGGUGGUAUGCAAGGAGGUAUGGAAGGAGGUAUGGGAGGAGGUAUAGGAGGAGGUAUGGGAGGAGGUAUGGGAGGAGGUAUGGGAGGUGGUGGACAAAGUGGUCCACCUAACAGAAACCGCAAACGAGAUACAAAAGAGAUUCGAGGUUUCUAUCGGCUUGAAAACAGUAGAACCUUCAGGAAGAGAAGAAGUACUAUACCGAAUACUAUUAUAGAACAACCCCAGCAGUACUAAACAAUUGGAGAAGAUUAAUUGGCGUAACUUUACGACGCAGAAUAUGAAAUAGUUUUAGAAUCGUAGAAAAUAUCGAAAAUGUUAUUGUGUUAAUCGUAAAAAAUGAUUGGAAAAGAUUAUAAGAAUAAAAAAUAUUUUACUGUUUAA
Molecule: messenger RNA, 815 nt
Organism: Vespula pensylvanica (western yellowjacket)
Lineage: Eukaryota; Metazoa; Arthropoda; Insecta; Hymenoptera; Vespidae
Product: translation initiation factor IF-2-like
Exons: 3
Coding region: 111-668 (185 amino acids)
Source: RefSeq, a predicted model, not a curated record